Molecule: messenger RNA, 810 nt
Organism: Colletotrichum aenigma
Lineage: Eukaryota; Fungi; Ascomycota; Sordariomycetes; Glomerellales; Glomerellaceae
Exons: 2
Coding region: 1-810 (269 amino acids)
Molecular function (GO): protein binding
Source: RefSeq, a predicted model, not a curated record
AUGUCUUCUACAACACUCCCAAGCUCUACCCAGUCUAUACCCGUUACAUUCAAAAUCGGUUGCGCAGGCACCUUGUUUUAUGUUCACAGUGAGCUUCUUGCAGCUCAAUCUCCGUCACUAGAAAAGCUCGCGAAGGAACAUGCAACGGAACAAGACUAUGGCCCGGUCCGUUGGGGAGAUGUUGACGAGGCGAUAUUCGGUCGCUUCGUAAGCUACAUCUACACGGGUGACUACAAGGAGGCAAAAGUCGUCCCUCGUCAUGGCAUGGUUCCAUAUGAUCAAAAAGACUCCCCGUCCGCGAUAUCUGAAACUUUGUCCCAGUCUACAGAUUCAUCGUGGGAUCAACCUGCACAACACCAGCCGAACCAGCGACGGCGCAAUCGCAAAAGGCCAUGGAGUCAGUUUUUGAACCUGCACCCGGAACCGACACAGCCGGAGGAAUUUGUUGAUGGGAGGGGGGACCAUACCGAGCUUUUCCUAUCCAACGCGGAAAUUUAUGUUUUUGCUAAAAAGCACGACAUUGAAAGUCUACAGGAACUGUCGCUGCGCAAGCUACGGGCAGCCCUUGAGGAACUUCUCCUAGAUGAGUUCAAUGACGAAGCCAUCGGCGAUGUCGCAGAUCUUGUCAAGUAUACCUACAAAGCUACGAAGCACCAGCAGGAUGACAAGGAGCCGCUGAGACAUCUGGUCACUCUGUACGUGGCUUGCAAGAUAGAUAUUUUGUGGACAUGGCAGAGUUUCCGGGACUUGGUUGAGAAUAAUGGUCAGCUUUCGAAAGGUCUCAUCACUCACAUGUUGGGCCGCCUCUGA